Molecule: messenger RNA, 1269 nt
Organism: Manduca sexta (tobacco hornworm)
Lineage: Eukaryota; Metazoa; Arthropoda; Insecta; Lepidoptera; Sphingidae
Product: mitochondrial 2-oxoglutarate/malate carrier protein
Exons: 6
Coding region: 296-1252 (318 amino acids)
Biological process (GO): oxaloacetate transport; thiosulfate transport; phosphate ion transmembrane transport
Molecular function (GO): thiosulfate transmembrane transporter activity; sulfate transmembrane transporter activity; oxaloacetate transmembrane transporter activity
Source: RefSeq, a predicted model, not a curated record
UACUACUUUUGUUUUUGUAGGGCCGCUGUCAACUGACAUUUGCAUUGUUUCGAUCCGAAUUCCAAUCGCUUGAGUCAGAAUAUAAAAUUUUAUUAAAUCACUUCCAAAAUUUCUGUAUCUAAGCUUUGAAAAUUACUUGUUAAUUAAUUGUAGACUAUGCCGGAGGUCACGUCAGUCAAAUCCGUUACCAACAAGGACCCCAAAGGCGACGCUUUUAAGCGCCUCCUGAACUCUAUCCCCUAACAUUUUAAUAAAAUGAACACCAGCUCCGAAAAAUCUUGUCAUCGACUAUUAAAUGGUUACUUUACAAAAACAUCUUAUAACUUUGAGAAGAAAUGGUAGCGGAGCAAAAUUCUGGGGUGACAUGUGGUGGCGAAAGCGGAAAAAAUCACCGCCCAGAAUUAUACCCCUGUCGCUGAAGUUUUUGUUUGGAGGUAUAAGUGGAAUGGUGUCGACAGCAUGCAUUCAUCCAGCGGACCUGGUCAAGACCCGCAUGCAGCUUCACGGGCCAGACGGGGCAAAAAAGGUGUCGACCUUGCAGGUGGCGCGGGGGAUCGUGCAGAGCAAAGGCAUCAAGGGGUUGUACGACGGCUUGUCCGCCGCUCUGUUCAGGCAGAUGGUGUCCAGCGGGGCCAGGCUGGGCUGUUUUAACGCCAUGUUCGAUUGGCAUAUGGAGAAACACGGGAUCCCGAGCUUUAGCACGAAGGUAAUUAUGGGCAGUACAGCGGGGAUAUUCUCGGCGCUGAUGUCGAUGCCAUCCGACGUGGCGCUCAUCAGGAUGACGGCGGACGGCAGGCUCCCCAAGUACAGACGGAAAAACUACAAAAAUGUCUUCAAUUGCAUACACAGGUUGGUGCGUGUGGAAGGUAUACUAGUGCUGACCAGAGGUCUGCUCCCCACUAUAUCGAGGUCAAUGAUACUGAACGCGGCACAACUCGCGGCAUACACGCAAGCCCGAGAAGCGUUGCUACCCACGUACGGUGACGGAAUGAAGCUGCAUUUCAGCGCGUCUAUGAUCGCUGGUCUUAUUACCACUGUUAUCGGUCAGCCUGUAGACUUGAUCAAGACGAGAAUACAAGAAUCCCGAAAAAAGACAACCCAAUUGGCAGUCAUACUGGAGAUCAUAAAGAGAGAAGGCUUCAUGACGUUUUGGAGCGGGUUCCUGCCGUCGUAUCUCAAAGUGGCGCCUCACACUGUGAUCACCUUCAUCUUGCUCGAGCAGAUGAACGCAUGGUAUUUGGAGAAUUAUUAAUAUAUGAAGACACAAAA